CCGGAGGGAAUCCAGCCCCGGAGCAGCCGAGCUUCCUGGGAUCAUUCACAGGCCAUGCUCCGGGGACCAGCGGCUGGCUGCGGUCCCUGCCCAGCCGCAGAGCCCCAAGCCCAGCAGGAAGCCGUGGGGCAGCCCCUCUCUCAGGAUACAUCCCCAUCUCUGACCCCCAGACCCUUGAGCGGGGCCCUGCCGCAAGGGAGCUGGAUGGUCUGAAGAGAGAAGCUGCCGACCUUUCCUGGGAGCCUCGGCACUUCCAGUGAGGCAGCAGCAUGCUGGCUCCAAAGAAAGGCCUCCUGUGCAACCUCAACCACAUCCACCUGCAGCACAUCUCCCUGGGGCUGCACCUCUCCCGGCACCCCGAGCUCCAGGACACCGAUGGUUCCACCGCCAGGGGAGACCAGACUGGCUGCAUCCACUGCCCGGAGAACCGUGAGCCGGUGGAUGCCAAUUCCAACAGCCCCUCCGUGAAAUGCCGAUGUUGUGAAUCCCACGAUCCAGAACCGGAGACCCUCGGGAUCCAGAACCAGGCAGUGCAAGAGGAUUUCCCCUGCCUGCACAGUGGAGACGAGGAGGAGGCAGCUUCCCCUUGUGAUCCCCCUUGUGAUCUGGCUUCUUCUUCUUCCUCCUCCUCCUCCUCCUCUGUCAGUAGCUGCUCGGAUUUCAGCUUGGAUGACUCCCCUGUCUCAGUGUACUGCAAGGGGUUUGCCAGAGAAGAGUCCCAAUCCCCUGACAAGCAGCUGAACGUCAUUCCCACAGAAAACGCCCGGGAUGGAGAGUCUCCGGCUGCCCAGGACAGGACGUGCGAUGGGAGAGAUGCCAACCACAACUCGCCCGUGCUCCGGAGAGCCACCGCCGUGGCCAGCAAGAGCCCAGACAGCCUCUGCAGCAACAACUCGCUCGACUCGCAAUGCGAUGAGCUCUCGCCCAGCACAGCAGCACAGCAUUCCUGCGCUGACCUAGACCCCAACUGCAACCCCCUCCCCGAGCCCGAUGCUGCGCCUCCAGCACCCCCGCCCGUGCCGGAGCGGCGGGAUCCCGGCAUCCCGAGCAGCGCUCCGGAGCCGCGGCCGCGGCCCAGCGGCCUCCCCCCGCCCGUGCCCCCUCGUCCCCGGCGGCGGCUGCAGGUCCUCAACGCGCACAGAGCGGAGCAGCAGCUCGGGCCAGUGCGGCCAGCAGAGCCCAAGACCGGCCCAGGUGAGCCCUGCAGAGACACGGCCACGAAGACCAUCACCUCCUUCCACGAGCUGGCCCAGAGAAGGAAGAGGAACGUGGCUGUGCCCACACUGGCCCAGGCCAGGGUUGACCGCAGCGACUGGCUGAUCGUGUUCUCGCCUGACACGGAGCUGCCCCCCAGCAGCGAGCUCCUCUCCGGGCCCGCGGGCCAGGAGCCAGCGCAGCCCCAGCCCCAGCCCCAGCCCCAGCAGGACGGGCCAGCCAGGCCUCCCGGCUCCAGACAGAGAGAGGUGACGACGUUCAAGGAGCUGCGGUCCCGCAGUGCCGCCAGGCAGCCCAAGGGCCAGCGGGCAGAGCCGGCCCAGCACCCCCCUGUGCCCCCGGGGACGGGCGCGGGCUGGGGACCCCCCGCGCCCCUGGGGACACAGGUGCUGGCACCCAGUGACGGUCACCAGCUGAGAAGGAGACCCCGGCCGAGCCUGCAGCCCAUCGCGGAGGGGCAGCCGAGGGAUGUGGAGAAGGGGGGGCUGCCCCCAGGGGAAAAGAGGCUGGGAACUGCCCCGGUCCGGAGGCUCGGGGGUCCCGGCGGGGACCCCGCGGUGCCACGGGCGGCCCAGAGAGGAGACGAGACCUGCACGGGGGCCAGGCCCGAGCCGCUCGCCCCGGGAGCCGCCGCUGGAGCCGCCGCUGGAGCCGCCCGGCCCGGCGGGGGGAGAGCAGAAGGGGCCCAUGGAGAACAAACGAAAGCGCUGCUGGUCGCCGUCAGCUCCGCCGUGGACAAGGUCAUCGCGCACUUCAGCACCGCACGGAACCUGGUGCAGAAGGCCCAGCUGGGGGACAGCCGGCUCAACCCCGACGUGGGGUACCUGCUGCUGCACACGCUCUGCCCCGCGCUCUACGCCUUGGUGGAGGACGGGCUGAAGCCGUUCCAGAAGGAUGUCAUCACAGGCCAGCGGAAAAAUUCCCCCUGGAGUGUGGUGGAAGCCUCCGUGAAGACAGGCCCCAACACCCGCUCCCUGCACUCCCUGUGCUGGCACGUGGCCGGGCUGGCCCCCCUCAGCAGCACCAGGCAGAAGUUCCAUGCCUUUAUCCUCGGCCUUCUCAACAUUAAACAGCUGGAGUUGUGGAUAUCUCACCUGCAGAAGAGCCCAGGUGUGAUCUCCGUGCUUUACUCUCCCACGGCCUUCUUUGCCCUGAGCCAAGGCCCUCUUCCCCACCUCGCUGACGAACUGCUGCUGCUCAUCCAACCCCUCUCGGUGCUGACUUUCCACCUGGACUUGCUCUUUGAACACCAUCACCUCUCCGUGGAUGUCCGGCCCUUGUCCCGCCGCUUGGAGUCACCGCUGUCUCCCGGCCGUGGCCCCGUCCCGGUGCGGGGGGCUGUGUCUCUGGGGGGCCUCAGCGGUGCUGCCGGGGACAGCCUAGAGGAUGAGACCCCCCCCGAUGCUCUGGGCAGGGUGGGGGGCGCUGGGGGCAGCACAAGGGCCCGGUCCCAAGCGACCAUGGGUGGGCUGGUCCCUACCCCGCCAGUGGGGGCUGCCCUGCACCAAACCUUCCAGCACGUGCUGCGCUGGGGAGACCGGCUCAGCCGCACCUUACUGGGGUCUGACACCUCCCCGCAGAGCCACGGGCCUGAGGAGGCCACUGGGGGCACUGGGGCUGGCCUCGGUGGCUGGUGGGGCCAGCUGAGCCAGAGCUCCAGGAUUUACACUGCUCCUAGCAAGGAAAAGUUCCCCUUGGUCUGGUGGACGAAGCUGCGGGCGGCUGCGGGGGAUCCCAGCCCGGGCCAGGCUGUGCAAUCCCAAACUUCCAUGAGUGAGCCCAGGGCCACAGAGCUGCAGCUCCUUCAGGCCAAAGCUGUCCCCGAAUGCUCCGGCCCAAAGCCCAGCAGCAGCACUGACACCUCAGGGACCUCUUCCCCUGAAGACCUGUUCUUGCCCACUGGAACUGGAGCACUCACCAAGCUGGAUGAUCCCAGUGCUGGAAAGAAUCUCCCAGCUGCUUCCCCAGAGCCUUCUGCCAACAGGAACCGGGCAGCACCUUCUGGCCCAGAGAUGGGUAAUCCUCCCAGUCCUGACAAGGGCAGCUGGCUGGGCCGGCUCUUUGGAGCCACCAGCCCCUCGUCCAGGAGCUUCCCUCCCAGCCCUGACGCCGUCUUGGCCAGGUCCAGGAGACCGUCCCGCUGGCUGUCCCCCAGCCCGCGUGUCCUGGCCGGGGUGGUGAAGGGCCUGGCGUCCGACAGGAGCCGCGCUCCGGAGCAGCCGGACAGGAACAGCCCCGUCCUGCCCCAGGCCCACAGGUGAGGGAGGACACGGGAACCAGCAGGGCUGGGAGGGCACGGGAACCAGCAGGGAGGGCACGGGAACCAGCAGGGCUGGGAGG
This is a messenger RNA of Parus major (Great Tit), 3555 nucleotides long. RefSeq names its product RUN and SH3 domain containing 1 (gene RUSC1). Bases 270 to 3476 code for a protein of 1068 amino acids. The transcript has 9 exons. Gene Ontology annotation, cellular component: cytoplasmic vesicle. The record is from RefSeq and is a predicted model, not a curated record. Lineage: Eukaryota; Metazoa; Chordata; Aves; Passeriformes; Paridae.